This is a messenger RNA of Marmota flaviventris (yellow-bellied marmot), 1401 nucleotides long. It is a transcript of the gene Sox8, whose product is annotated as SRY-box transcription factor 8. Gene Ontology annotation, molecular function: RNA polymerase II cis-regulatory region sequence-specific DNA binding; DNA-binding transcription factor activity, RNA polymerase II-specific. Gene Ontology annotation, biological process: peripheral nervous system development; enteric nervous system development; morphogenesis of an epithelium. The record is from RefSeq and is a predicted model, not a curated record. Lineage: Eukaryota; Metazoa; Chordata; Mammalia; Rodentia; Sciuridae. Gene Ontology annotation, cellular component: nucleus.
AUGCUGGACAUGAGUGAGUCCCGCGCCCAGCCGCCCUGCAGCCCAUCCGGCACCGCCAGCUCCAUGUCGCACGUGGAGGACUCGGACUCGGAUGCGCCUCCGUCUCCCGCGGGCUCCGAGGGCCUUGGCCGCGCGGCGGGCGCGGGGAGCGGCGGCCGAGGCGAUGCAGCCGAGGCAGCGGACGAGCGCUUCCCGGCUUGCAUCCGCGACGCGGUGUCGCAGGUGCUCAAGGGCUACGACUGGAGCCUGGUACCCAUGCCCGUGCGUGGUGGCAACGGUGGAGCACUGAAGGCCAAGCCGCACGUGAAGCGGCCCAUGAACGCCUUCAUGGUGUGGGCGCAGGCGGCGCGCCGCAAGCUGGCGGACCAGUACCCGCACCUGCACAACGCCGAACUCAGCAAGACGCUGGGCAAGCUGUGGCGCUUGCUGACCGAGAGCGAGAAGCGUCCCUUUGUGGAGGAGGCCGAGCGGCUCCGGGUCCAGCACAAGAAGGACCACCCAGACUACAAGUACCAGCCACGGCGGAGGAAGAGCAUGAAAACGGGCCAGAGCGACUCUGACUCGGGGGCCGAGCUGGGCCACCACCCUGGUGGCACCAUGUACAAGGCUGAUGCGGGCCUCCAUGGUGACACACACCACCACGGUGACCACACAGGCCAGACCCACGGGCCGCCCACCCCGCCCACCACUCCCAAGACAGACCUACACCACCCUGCUGGCGGGGGCAAGCAGGAGCUGAAGCCAGAAGGGCGCCGCCUGGUGGACAGCGGCCGCCAGAACAUCGACUUCAGCAACGUGGACAUCUCAGAGCUUAGCAGCGAGGUCAUCAGCAAUAUGGACACCUUUGACGUCCAUGAGUUCGACCAGUACCUGCCCCUCAAUGGCCACUCGACCCUGCCUGCAGAGCCCAGCCAGGCUGCUGCUGCUGGCUCCUAUGGGGGUACUUCCUACUCCCACUCUGGGGCUAGUGUCGGGGUGUCCCCUGUGUGGGCUCACAAGGGAGCCCCAUCAGCCUCAGCGUCACCCACUGAGGCUGGACCCCCACGGCCGCACAUCAAGACGGAGCAGCUGAGUCCAGGCCACUAUGGUGACCAGCCACAUGGCUCCCCAGGUCGCUCCGACUACAGCUCCUACAGCGCCCAGGCCAGCGUCACCAGUGCUGCCCCCGCCACAGCUGCCAGCUCCUUCGCAAGUGCGCAGUGUGACUACACCGACCUGCAGGCCUCCAACUACUACAGCCCCUAUGCCGGCUACGCACCCAGCCUCUACCAGUACCCCUACUUCCACUCCUCCCGCCGGCCCUAUGCCUCGCCGCUGCUCAACGGGCUCUCUGUGCCACCGGCCCACAGCCCCAGUGGCAACUGGGACCAGCCUGUGUACACCACCUUGACCAGGCCCUGA